GUCUUGGCGCAGCUGCACAGCACGCAGGACCCGGGCACGUCGGUGAAGGCCAAGGCCGCUGCGUAUUUGCAGGCGAAGGCUCAGAAGAUGGGCAGCCGCUACUUGGCCGUGAUGGCGCAACACGCAGCAGAUGAUCCUUUCGAAAAAGUGAAAAAGAUGAUAAAGGAUUUGAUUGUCAGAUUGAUGGAGGAGGCUAACGCGGAGGCAGACCACCAUGCCUUCUGCUCCACGGAGCUGGCAACGAACAAGCAGACUCGCGACAACAAGGCGGCGGAGGUGGAGGGCCUGACGGCCUCCGUGGACAAGAUGACCGCCGAGGUCGGCGAGCUCGCGUCGGAGAUCACCCAGCUCAGUGACGCUAUCGCGGAGAUAUCGGCUCAGCAGUCGGAGGGCAUGAAGCUGCGCACUGAGGAGAAGAGCGCAAACGAACAGGUGCUGGCCGACGCGAAGGGGGCGCAGGAGGCCGUGGAGAAGGCCAUCCAGCUGCUCCGCGACUUCUACGGCAAGCAGGACGCGGCCGCCGCCAUGAUCCAGCAGGCGCAGAGGGAGCCAUACACCGGCAUGGGGGACGCCAGCGCAGGUGUCCUCGGCCUGCUCGACGUCAUCCUCUCUGACUUUGCAAGGCUGGAGACAGAGACGUCCGCUGCCGAAGAUCAGGCCGUGUCCGCCUUCGAGAAGUUCAUGGCCGAGUCCACCCAGGACAAGGAGGUGAAAGAGACGGAGCUGUCCCACAAGCGGGACAGAAAGCAGAGCACGGAGGAGCAGCUCCGCACCGACCAGAAGGAGCUGAAGCUGACCCAGGAAGAAUUGGACAAGGCACUGGAUUAUUACGACAAGCUCAAGGAGGACUGCCUCGAGACUGGCCUCAGCUACGAGGCUCGCGCUGCAGACCUGAGCAACAUCAUCAACUUCAGGGACUCCCUGGAGGAUCGCGUGCGGAUGCGACAGGAGGAGAUCCAGUCUCUGAAAGAGGCGCUCAGGAUACUCAGCGGGGACGACAUCGCUUGA
Prorocentrum cordatum is the source of this 1008-nucleotide messenger RNA. The record is from the annotation of a GenBank genome assembly. NCBI's taxonomy places the organism in Eukaryota, Dinophyceae, Prorocentrales, Prorocentraceae.